GGCCAUGGAAAUUAAAAGUACAGUGAAUAAUAAAUAAGUUUUGGGCUUGAUUUAUUUACAACAAAAUGAAUCAUUUUGGGCCUAUGAACUAGAACAAAUAAAUAAAAUGUGGGAGAUGUUUAAUUCUUGAGCCCGCCCAAUCCUCUCCUCUCUUCUUCUUUCUUCCCGGAAUGGAUCGCCUACUACAAUUCCUCCUCCAUCAACUAAUACAGACACACAUUCAUGAUAAGUUAUGGUGGGGUCCAUCACACAACCAGGAACUCAUCCUUUUCACAUGAAAUUCAUGGCAGAAAUCUGAGGAUUCAUCCCUGGUUCUCAUCCAACAACCAAGUGAACUAUAGGUAAUUCCUAUCCAUCCGUUCAUAGCACGAUUUCGCACUUCUUUCGGAAAAUCAAGCAUAUUCAUUUGUUGACAGCAAACGAAUCUGCCAAGUUCAAGGAGUCAUCACCAAUUUCACUCACAGAGCAUUUCUGCUACCAAGUACCUAAAUUGGUGCUAGAAAACUCUACUCUUUGUCGAAACUGUUUAUCAAAGAUGGCGGGUUGUUCGUCGAUUGGAAUAGCUCAUUUUAAGAGCUUAGAAAACGGCGCCGUUGCGCUUGACUGCUUUAGCUCCAAGACUCUUUUGACAUCUAGAAUCCAGUGUUUUAGUACUAAUGGAAGUAGAACGAAUAUGAGCUUGAUUUGUAAAACUAAAAGGCAGACUUUCGUGGUUGUUAAUGCAAUCAAUCCAGAGGGCAACUCUAAUUCAACUCCACCACUCACUACUACCAUUGAGAUUGAAAAUUAUGUUGCUAAUGUUGUGGAAAAGAGCUAUCUUUCCACUCCUGAUAGCAAGACUGGUGUUGGUGGUGGUGGUGGGGAGGGUUCCAUUGAUGGGAGUGGUGGAAAUGGGAAGUUUUCGGGUGGUGGGGGUGGAGGCGAAGGCGGAGAUGAUGGUGGUGAUGAUUACGAAGAAAAGGAGUUUGGGCUUAUACUCAAGUUUGAGGAGGUGAUUAGAGAGAUGGAGGCUAGAGGGGCAAGUCUUCCAGCUGAUAUGUUGGAGGCUGCCAAGACUGUGGGAUUAAGAAAAUUGCUUCUGCAAAGAUAUUUAGACUUGCAGGGUUCAGCUUGGCCCCUUGGAUUUCUGAUGAGGUCGUCCUCCAUGCUUAGGAAUAGGAUGUUAGUUGAUCCGUCAUUUCUCUUCAAGAUUGGAACUGAGAUAGUGAUUGAUUCUUGUUGUGCAACAUUUGCUGAAGUGAAAAAGAGAGGGAAAGAUUUCUGGGCAGAGUUUGAAUUGUACACCGCUGAUCUUCUAGUUGGGGUGGUUGUUAAUGUUGCUCUAGUUGGUAUGCUAGCCCCAUAUGCCCGAAUAGGACUGCUAUCUGCUUCUCAAGGAUUUAUUGGGCGGAUGCAGAGAGGUUAUGCAGCAUUGCCUAGCAGUGUAUUUGAAGCAGAAAGGCCAGGGUCUAGAUUUUCGGUAAAUCAAAGAAUUGCUACCUAUUUCUACAAGGGAAUUCUAUAUGGAUUGGUUGGUUUUGGAUGUGGUAUCGUUGGCCAAGGAAUUGCCAACUUUAUAAUGACAGUCAAGCGGAGCAUUAAGAAAUCAGAGGAUGAUAUUCCAGUUCCACCCCUUUUGAAGAGUGCAGCAGUGUGGGGAGUUUUUCUGGCUGUGUCUUCCAACACUCGGUAUCAGAUAAUCAACGGGUUGGAACGCAUAGUGGAAGCUUCUCCGAUGGGAAGGAAGGUUCCUCCUGUUGCAAUGGCGUUCACUGUUGGUGUUCGAUUUGCCAACAAUGUAUAUGGUGGGAUGCAGUUUGUGGAUUGGGCUAGGUUGGUUGGCGCUCAGUGACCAUUCUUCUCCUCCUCCUCCUCCUCCUCGUCUUCUUCCUCCUCUCAUUGUUGUGUUCUGAACCAGAAGAGAAUCCUCCCCUCCCACCACUAUAUUCAUAUCAAUAUUAGUUAGUGUGGCUAUGCUUAUUUCCCAUGGAAAGGCUCAUCUUUGGACAUGAUUGCCAUGAGUUAUUGCAGCGAGAGAAAAAUAUCAAUAUGUUGGAAUAAAUUGUAUUUUGAUUGCUCAAACUCUUUGAUUUACCAACUUUGCCUUCA
This is a messenger RNA of Salvia hispanica, 2088 nucleotides long. The record is from RefSeq and is a predicted model, not a curated record. NCBI's taxonomy places the organism in Eukaryota, Viridiplantae, Streptophyta, Magnoliopsida, Lamiales, Lamiaceae.